Molecule: messenger RNA, 870 nt
Organism: Trypanosoma theileri
Lineage: Eukaryota; Euglenozoa; Kinetoplastea; Trypanosomatida; Trypanosomatidae
Product: surface protease GP63
Exons: 1
Biological process (GO): proteolysis; cell adhesion
Cellular component (GO): membrane
Molecular function (GO): metalloendopeptidase activity
Source: RefSeq, a predicted model, not a curated record
AUGGAGAACUACUUUAUGCGUCACCUAUUGUACCCUGUACUGCUGCUAUUCUUGUUAUUGUGCUGUGCCGGCACGUCCUUUUCCGCUGUUGUGCAGCACUUACCACAAAGAGGAGAGAGUGCUUUGCAUGCGUACACCGUCGCCAACCUUGAGAAGAGUGGGAGAAACUGGAAGCCCAUACACAUCGAAGUAUCCGCAGAAGGCGUGAAUAAUGUGUUGAGGGACUGUGACAGAAAGCGAGCCUUGGCCGAACAGUUAAAGGGGACGGGUACUCGGAGAUAUGACGACAGUGUGUUCUGUGAUAAUAAGACUGGGAUAACCGAUGAAAAGAAGGACCUCUUACUGAAUAAACUCUUACUCGCCGCGAUCAAGUUGCAUACAGAUCGUCUCAACAUUGAACAGAAAGAGGGUGAAGUUGUGGUCUCUACAAGCACCAUAAACUCAUUUUCGGGAGAAUGCGGGGUCAUAAAGGCAUGGGAACACAAAAAAAGUUUCUCCAAUGCUGAUUUUGUACUUUUUGUUGGUCUUGAUGAAUCUGAAAUGUCAACAAUAGUAUGUUCUCAGGAUUUAGAAGAACGACCAACUUCUGCACUGAUCAAAUUUGUACCGAAAGACAUUGUGGACACGAGACACUUUGUCCGCACGGCAGCGCAUGAGAUUGCACAUGGACUUGGGUUUGAGGUGACCCGUAUGAGGAAACUUGAAUUGAUUAAAUAUGGGGCACUGAGAGGAAAAGGGAAGGUCACGGCCGUGGAUUCUAAAAUAAUGCAGGAGAAGAUGAGAGAACAUUACGACUGUCACUUGGAUAUCACCGGUAUGUACAUGGAGGAUGAGGGUGAUGGUCGCAGAAAGUUGCACUGGGAGCGAAGG